Messenger RNA from Rhagoletis pomonella (apple maggot), 1546 nucleotides. RefSeq names its product odorant receptor 49b-like. Gene Ontology annotation, cellular component: plasma membrane. Bases 283 to 1467 code for a protein of 394 amino acids. Gene Ontology annotation, biological process: detection of chemical stimulus involved in sensory perception of smell; sensory perception of smell. Gene Ontology annotation, molecular function: olfactory receptor activity; odorant binding. Lineage: Eukaryota; Metazoa; Arthropoda; Insecta; Diptera; Tephritidae. The record is from RefSeq and is a predicted model, not a curated record. The transcript has 6 exons.
AUUUCUGCUAGGAUCGUUUAUUGGCAUUGAAUAACUACCUAUGUGAUUUUACGCUGCAAAAUAGUAAUUAUUUUGAUUAUUUUGUAGGACCACCCACACCCACACAAUUUGCACAUUUCUAAAAGAAUGCAGAUCUGCUAUGUAAUUAAAUGUGCGAAAACUAUACCGUAAUUGCCUAUAUAAGCCGAACUUCCACGCUUGGACGUUCAUUGUUCUUUGCGGAAAUUCAAUAAAGUUCAUAGUUUAUUUGCAUCAAUAGACGGACACUUCUGCGCCAUCGAAAUGUACUUUUGUGAGCAAUUGUACAACAUUAAUUUGGUGUAUAUGAAGCGUGUUGGCUAUCUGGGUGACCCAAAGCGUGCGCUCUUUAUGCUCGCUAUGCCAACUUUUUGCUGUUUCGCUACCAUCUAUAGAAUUUAUCUAAUUUGGCAUAAUUUCGAUGAAGUGGUAGCGAAUUUAUUUAAAGUUUCGGGUAUGAUUACAAUAACAGUACGCACUUUUGUGGUGUUAUCUAAACAAAAGAAGUUUUUGGAUUUUUUCAACGAUAUCGACAAUUGGUACCACAAAUUACGGUCGGAAAAUGACGAAGUGACAAUGAAAAACUUAGAAGAAUACACGCGAAAAACGCGACGUGCAUCUAAAACUAUAUUCGGCAUCAUGAUAGUCUGUAUAUUCUAUAUUUCCGCCAUACAACUGCUGACCAUCAGUAGUAGUACGAAUAAAAGUAAGAAGAACAUUAAAAACAAAAGUUCGUCCCGUACUACCCGAUACUUCUUUACAGAAUACCUAAUUGAAGUGCGAUUGCCAUUUGUCGACCUGUACACAAGUCCAUACUACGAGAUAAUUUCCGUGUUGCAAGCACUUUGGCUUACUCCGAUCGUCCUAUUGUCAUAUGUUUCCUAUUUGUGUGUGAUUUUAAUAUCUAUAUCAUUUGGUAUUUUCCUUAUGAAAGAUCUGCAGCAGAAAUUGGGUAAUAUGCACGAAUUGAAUGAGCUGGAAGGUUUGAAAUGUAUCAAAAAAUGCAUACAACAGCAUGUAUUGAUCAUCAAAUUUCACAGGGAUUUGGAAGUAUUAUUUUCUGCUGGAAAUUUUGUAGAUGUCAGCAUUUUUUGUAUAAUACCUUGCGUCAUAAUCGUUUAUGCAAAUAUGGAAUAUAAUUUGGCAUUUAUGAUUACAGAUGUUCAAUUGGUUUUUGUUGUAAUUUUCUCAACAUAUAUUAUCUUUUGGUUAGCCAAUAGCUUUUACAUUGAGGGUUUAAAUAUAGCUCACGCCGCUUAUAAUUGCAAUUGGGUAGAUCGGGGCAAGGACUUUCGCAAGUACAUUGUUGUGAUAAUGGCUGUUGGUCAAAAGCCACUGGAGCUCACCGCUGGCGGCCUAAAACCCGUGAAUAUGCAAUUCUUUCUGGCUAUCGUGCGCGUUUCAUAUUCAAUCUUUACCGUCCUACAGGGAACUAAGAAAGAUUAUUGAAGUGAAGAAAGCAGUAAUUAAUCGCAUUCAACUAUAUUUUUUUAUCCUUUAAAAAAUAGAAAUAAACAAUUUAAUAACU